Rotaria sordida is the source of this 2046-nucleotide messenger RNA. NCBI's taxonomy places the organism in Eukaryota, Metazoa, Rotifera, Eurotatoria, Philodinida, Philodinidae. The record is from the annotation of a GenBank genome assembly.
AUGCCUCUAAAUCUAAGUUGUUUAAAUUCGUAUUCAUUCACUCCAUCGAUUCCUUUACUUUCUAAUGUAUUCAAUAAUUUUAAUCAUUCAACAUAUAAAUCAAAUGAAAAUAGUCUGAUUCAAAAAUUGUCUUCAUCAAUAAUAAAUUCAAAAUUUUCUUUACAUGAUAUUGAAUUAUUAUUUAACAUUUUUUCAAAAAAAAAUCAACAUUCUUUAAAUAUAUUCAUACUUUUAAAAACGAAAUUAAUUUCAUCAAUUUUUAUUUAUACAAUUAUAAUUCUUAUUCUUUUUUUACUAUUUUCUAUAAUUUUUUAUAUUAUAUCAUAUAUAAAAUUUAAAAAAUUCAAAAUUAAUUAUAAAAAUAUUUUCUUAAUUAUAUUAAUUAUUCUUAAUCAUGUUCUAUUUAUAUAUAAGAUAGUUAUUAUCAAUAAUGUACAUAAAACUAAAGAUUCUCUUAAUAAAUCAUUAUAUGAAAUAAAUAGAGAAAUUUAUCCAAAAAGUUUUAUCAAACAUUUACAUCAUUUAAUAAAACAAUUAACACAAUUUGAUGAAUAUUCAAUUAAAUCAAAUUCAAUUGUUGUUCUUGGAUUAAAAUCAAUUAUGAUAGAAGCAUUUAAUCGUUUAUUAAAAGAAAAUUAUUUUAUUGAAGAUUUAUUUCAUUAUUUUAAUAAUAUUGAUAAUAAUUAUUAUCAAUUGAGAGAUUCAAUUAUGAAUGAAACAAUAUUAACUAUUCUGUUUGAUCAAUUUACAAUAUCAUAUAAAAAUAUGACCAAUGAUUUAAUUAAUUUCAAUAAAAAACUUUGUUAUUAUUUUGAUAACUAUAAAUCUGAUUUUAAUAAACAAAUAUUGAAAAAUUUAAAUAUUUUUCAUGAAAAAAUUCAAUUUUUUAUUCAAUUUAUUGAAAAACAAAUUAUCAAUAAAAUUAAUGCAAAUUUCUUAGAUCAAAAACAAGAAGAUAAAAUUCAUAGAUAUAUUGCAUUAAUUGCAUAUUUAAUUACUUUUAUUAUUGUUUGUAUUACAAUUAUUCCAUUGAUUUUCAUUAGUAUUAAAAUCUUUUUACAAUGGAAAAAUGAACAAAAUAUUCAACGUAAUGUUGAUAAAGUCGAUUCUUCACUUAUUCAAAACGAUAAUCGACAACAUUAUCCAAUGAAUGUGAUGAGCAAGAAUACAGUAUCUAAUCAAAAUCAAUCGGAUGAAAUAGAAAAUAAUAUGAGAAGUAUAAAUAAUAAAUAUUCUAAUUCAUUAUCUGAUAUUGAUCAAAUCGAAAAUAAUAAAUUUGAAGAUCAUGAUAGUUCUCGUUUAUUUCUUUUUUCAAUACGUAUUGUUUUUAUUUUUAUACUCAUAUUAGUAAUUUUUCUAUUACUUAUUACUGGAUUUUUAUAUGGCCUUGAUUUAUUAUUACAUGGUUCUUGUCGAUUAGUACAUUAUAAUCAACCAUUUCUUAUUUCAUUUACAAUAAAUAAUUUUCUAAAUCAGAUGAAUAAUUUUGAUAUAAAUAUAACAAUUUUAAAUAUAAUUAAUGAUUGUAAUAAUAAUAUUCAUUUUAGUAAAAUUUUAUUUAAAAAUGCUUCUAUUCAAUUAAAUGAUCAAUUGAGUUCUACAAUAAAAGAUUUUAAUCAAGAAAUUUUUCAACAAUUUUUAAAUGUUAAUAAUAAGAUUAAUAUAACAUCAGAUCUUGAUUUACUUAUUAAUUUAGCUAACUUAAACAGUCUAAAUAAUAUUGCAAAUUAUCUUAAAUAUAUUAAAAAUGAUUUUGAACAAAUUGACCAAAUAUUUAAACAAAUUCUUACACCUAAUUCAGCAUUACUAGGAAAUUUUACUAAAGAAAUAUUCCACGAAUUUGAAAAAUUUGUCAUCGAAGUGACUCAAUCAACUAUUGAUCCAUGUCCAUUACCAAUAGACAUUAUACUAAAAAUGGAUCAGUUGAUUUGUCAUCAUACAGCAAAGAUAAUAAAUGGUGUAUGGCUCGAAAUAUUUUUAUUUAUGUUUUUUAUUGUAUUUGGUCUUUAUAUUUUUGGUAUAUACGUUUAUAAACAAUUUGAUUAA